AUGGAUUUUAAUGGAUGUAAACACAUCGGGGAUGACUGCCUCUACGGACAGGACGGAAUAUGCGGAGGUAUCGCGGGCUUUGUGUGCCGACCAGGCACAACUUGCAUGUUUAAACCACCUAACGUCGCCGACGGUGCCGGCAAAUGCUGCUUGAAUGAGCCAAGCUGCAGCGGACUCAGCUAUGACCACACCCAGCUCACCUGUUGCGGAGGAACACUUCGUCCCCGGGUGGCCGACCCCCCUUCGCAGACCAAAUGCUGCGGGACCCAGGCAUAUGAUGAGCGGUUCCACAUGUGUUGCAACGGACAGUUGACGGAGAGCCCUGGCGGACCUAGACACAGCGAGUGUUGCGGCAACAAGGGCUACGAUACGAGGUGUGGGGAGUGUAAUGGCUGGCACAUCAAACUAUGGUACGACCAGUCCAAGGAGACUUGCUGUGCAGGCGACAUUACACCAAUAUCAAGCGAUGUGAGCUGUUGUUGUGGUCACCUAGCGUUUGACCCCACGCAUCUCAUUUGCAAGAACGGAGCAGUGGUACCAAGGGCUACGGUUCGACCGGGAACAUGCUGCAUGGCGCAUACUUCGUCGCAUGUACCCAACACAUACUGUGAAGCGGAACCAUACAACGUAACGAAGCUCACGUGCGAAGGUCGCGUGAUCAAGUCGGAAGGCAAGAUUUGCUGCGACGACACAAUAAACGAUCGCGUGGCGGGACCGUACACCCAAUGCUGCGGCAAUAUCAGCUACGACCCGUCCCAGUACACUUGCUGCGAGGGAACGAGUCUACAGGAACUCGUAGCAGGAGACCGAACAGAGUGCUGCUGUCGAGAAAGUUACGACCCCGAGAAGUCAAUAUGCUGUGACUCCGAAAUUCAGCCAUUUAGCAAUUAUACUGGAUAUCUCAACACGACCAUGUGUUGUGGAAAGAAAAGCUAUAACCCCGCACUGAAGAUUUGCUGCAACGGUCAACUAAGAAAUUUCUUUGGUGGACCAUCAACGACCGCCUGCUGCAAAGAUGAAGCCUACGACAAACGAUGCUAUACCUGCGUCAUGGGUCAGCUAAGAAAGGACUUCAAUUACCCAACUCAGAUAUGCUGCAAUGGUGUGGCUCAAUAUGCCCCUGCGGGAAAGCAUUCUUGCUGUUGUGGCGCCACUGCGUUCAGUCCUAAUACGCACAUUUGUUGCAAUGGCGCUUUGGGCUGGCGAAAAGGGGGCGAAUUCAGCUCUUGCUGUGGUUACCAAAGCUUUGAUCAGCGCUACGAAGCGUGCUGCAACAACGUGGUGGUACAGGGCGGGGGCGGGUACGAUUCUUGCUGCGGUAACGUUGCGUACAAUCCAAGAACCCAGAUAUGCUGCGGAAAAAACACAGUCAUAACUAGACAAGCGAAUGAACAUACUUGUUGUUGCGGGAGCUCGAGCUUUAACCCAGAGAAAUCCAUUUGUUGCAGCGGAUACGUUCGGCCUCGUGAUCCAAAGAAACGACUGCAGUGCUGUGGAAUAUAUUCCUUCAAUCCGAAAAGAGAAAUAUGCUGCGAGGACACGGUGCAACAGCGCUACAAAGGAAAACACGCUACAUUGUGCUGUGGAAACCAGCGCUACAAUACAUACGAAAGCGUCUGCUGCGAAUCGGGCGUUAUAAACAAGAAGUACACACCGGACGACGAUUGCUGCUGUGGGCCGAAAACGUAUAACAUCAAGAAGCAGGUGUGCUGCAAUGGGAAAGUCAACCAUAAAUGCGGUGACUACGACCUUUGCUGCAACAACCUUAGCUAUGACCCAAACAUCAGUAUCUGUUGCAACGAGGAAUUGAAACCAAGGUCGUACGGCAACAUGACGUUAUGUUGUGAAACCGAGAUAUUUAACCCUUCUUCAAGCAUUUGCUGCGGAGAUAAACUGAUUGACAAAUAUUAA
Dreissena polymorpha is the source of this 1911-nucleotide messenger RNA. RefSeq lists its product as uncharacterized. Bases 1 to 1911 code for a protein of 636 amino acids. The transcript is spliced from 9 exons. The record is from RefSeq and is a predicted model, not a curated record. NCBI's taxonomy places the organism in Eukaryota, Metazoa, Mollusca, Bivalvia, Myida, Dreissenidae.